Molecule: messenger RNA, 791 nt
Organism: Solanum stenotomum
Lineage: Eukaryota; Viridiplantae; Streptophyta; Magnoliopsida; Solanales; Solanaceae
Exons: 1
Coding region: 392-574 (60 amino acids)
Biological process (GO): translation
Cellular component (GO): large ribosomal subunit; ribosome
Molecular function (GO): structural constituent of ribosome
Source: RefSeq, a predicted model, not a curated record
UGCUAUGCAAGCUAAACCUAGUAUUUAAGUGGUGAAGGGUAAAAGGGUGUGCCUGUUAUGCCGAGUUCCAAAGGUUUAUGGUAGGUCCUAAGGGUUGGCAUUAGACAGAUUUUUCUGUGAGAGGGUUCAUGUAUUCGACCUUAACUUGUUUGGGAUAGAGGCAUAGUUGUUAGUUGUUAUUGGUGUUGUAUCAACAUUCGAGUAGCUCCUCGAGCCACUGAGCCUAGUGCCUACCCAACCUAAACCAUUGAGAACGACCAUCUCCAAACUGAAGAUUCUUUAUUAGUGUAAACUUAUCUGUGAUAAUUGUUAGUUUUUCAGCCAUUGAGCUCUAUAUAUUUGGAAAACCAAAACUUCAUUCUCUUUUCAGUUGUCUCUACCAAAUAAGCUAAUGGGUGACAAGAAGAAGGCUGGGGCUCUAUUCGUGAGGCUUGUUUCAACUUCUGGAACUGGAUUUUUCUAUGUGAAGAAGAAGACUAAAACACUUAUAACAAAUCAGACAAAGCUUGAAUUUAGAAAGUUUGAUCCUCGUGUGAAUUGUCAUGUUUUGUUCAAGGAAGAAAAGAUGAAGUGAUGCAAACGCCAAACUUGCGCAAAACCCUCUUUCAAGUAUUAGUGUUAGCUUUCAGUUUUGCAGCAGCCAGUAGUGAAAUUAGACAAUAGGACCUUUGGCUCAUUUGUGCUACAAGAAUAAGGGUUGUUUGUUUAGUUUUAUUUAUGCAAUUCCCUGAAUUUGUUCGGGAUCAUGUUGAAUGAAACAUAGUUAUAAAAGAAUUGAUUUCAUCAUACAA